UGCACACCUCUGGAGGAAAGCGGCCAUGCCAUGAUGCUGGCAGGAGGCUGCUCUCAGCUAGAAAAACGCAAAUUUCUGCAAAAAACCAUUUGCAGACGUUGAAUGUUUCGUCUUUUAGCUUUUUCAUUGUGUUACCAAAGGAUCAUGGGAUAUAGAAGGAGUCUAAAUCUGACACUGCUGCUAAGCCCCUUCAGAGAUCCCUCUCUUCUGCUCUGAGGACUCUUCAAGGAUCCCUCCACACCUGCUGAUCUACAAGCUGCAGCCGAGCCAUGUCUACAUGAUCCUGAGGUCUACAGCAGCCAUGGCCCAACAGAGCGCUGAGCCGUCCCACUGCUAGGCGUUGGGGCAUCCGAGAGGGCAGAAGACAUGUUGGGACAGAGGCCCGGGGACCACUGCACUGAAAUCUGUUACUAUAGCAACUACUGUAGUAACCAUGGAAACGCUAUGGAGGACUGGUCUGGUUUGCACUGUCAUAAUCGUAAUGGUUGCCACAGAGGUCGAAGGAGGUCACAGAGAUGAGUUCGCCCAGUCACAAGCUGCCUUCCUGUCCAGUCUCGGCCAGUAUGAGAUUGCCAUCCCAAUACGUGUAGAACCCAAUGGCGAGACUAUGGAUGCAGAAACGCCACAACAUCACAGAAGAAGACGCAGCACUGAGGACAGAGUGCCUGACUCUCUCUUCUACCAGCUUUCCACAUCACGUAACAACUUCCUGCUGAACCUGACGCUGCAGGGAGGCCUGCUGUCCCGGCAGUUCAGGGUGGAGUAUUGGAAGAAAGGUCGUUUAGCCUGGAGUCAUCCCUACUCUCCCCAUUGCCAUUAUGUAGGACACCUCCAAGACCAGCCGCACUCCAGCAAAGUCGCCCUGAGCAACUGUAAUGGCCUGCAGGGGGUGAUUGUUGCAGGGGGAGAGGAGUACCUGAUUGAACCCCUUGUCUCACCAGAUAACCAGACCGGGACGGAGCGGGGGGAGAGAACAGAGGGGCGCCCCCAUGUGGUUUACAAGCGGUCAUCGCUCCGCCAUCAAUACAAGGGCAAAUCCUGUGGAGUCGUUGAUGAGAAGCCGAUGAAAGGCGCGUCAUGGUGGCAGCGAACUCUAAAGACGCCUCCCCAUCAUGUCGGUCGUGGCCAGCUGCCUCUAAAGCGCUCAGUUAGCCGCGAGCGCUACGUGGAGACGCUAGUGGUAGCUGACAAGAUGAUGGUGGGUUACCAUGGACGCAGAGACAUCGAGCAGUACAUCCUGGCUGUCAUGAAUAUUGUUGCCAAACUGUUCCAGGAUUCUAGCCUGGGGAAUGCAGUGAACAUUGUGGUGACGCGGCUCAUCCUGCUGAUGGAAGAUCAGCCAACCCUAGAGAUCAACCACCAUGCAGGGAAGUCUUUAGACAGCUUCUGUAAGUGGCAGAAAAACAUCCAGCACCGGAGCAGCUACGGUAACGCCAUCCCAGACAACGGGAUCGCUCACCAUGACACUGCUGUGCUUAUCACCAGAUAUGACAUCUGCAUCCAAAAGAACAAGCCCUGUGAAACCCUAGGUCUGGCUCCGGUAGGAGGGAUGUGUGAGCCGGAGAGGAGCUGCAGCAUCAAUGAGGACAUCGGACUGGGAACAGCCUUCACUAUCGCCCACGAGAUAGGACAUACGUUUGGGAUGAACCAUGACGGGAUGGGGAAUGCCUGCGGGCCCCGCAGCCAGGAGACCGCCAAGCUGAUGGCCGACCACAUCACCAUGAAGACCAACCCAUUCAUCUGGUCUGCCUGUAGCCGGGACUACAUCACCAGCUUCCUGGACUCAGGUAUGGGCUCUUGUCUGAACAACGUCCCCCCGAAGCAGGAGUUUGUGUACCCCACAACAGCACCGGGUCAGGCCUACGACGCAGAUGAACAGUGCCGCUUCCAGUACGGAGUCAGAUCUCGACAAUGUAAAUAUGCGGAAGUCUGCAGUGAACUUUGGUGCAUGAGCAAGAGCAACCGUUGCAUCACCAGCAGCAUCCCCGCUGCAGAGGGCACCAUCUGUCAGACCAACACCAUCGAGAAAGGGUGGUGCUACAAAAGGGUGUGUGUGCUGUACGGGACUCGUCCGGAGGGCGUGGAUGGGGGCUGGGGUCUGUGGUCGCCCUGGGAGGAGUGCAGUAGGACGUGUGGAGGAGGGGUCUCCUCAUCCAUCAGACACUGUGACAGCCCCAGGCCAACUAUCGGUGGAAAAUAUUGUCUGGGGGAGAGAAAGCGCUUCAGGUCCUGCAAUAUUGAUGAAUGCCCUGCAGGCUCUCGGGAUUUCCGGGUUAUUCAGUGCGCAGAUUUUGACAGUGUUCCUUUCCGGGGAAAGUUUUACACCUGGAAGCCAUACAGAGGGGGUGGGGUGAAGCCUUGUUCUCUCAACUGUCUGGCAGAAGGAUACAACUUCUACACGGAGCGUGCUCCAGCCGUGGUGGACGGCACGCCUUGCCGAGACGACUCUUUGGAUGUGUGUGUAAAUGGAGAGUGUAAGCACGUAGGCUGUGAUCGAGUCCUCGGCUCGGACGUGCGCGAGGAUCGCUGCCGGAUCUGCGGAGGGGACGGCAGCAGCUGUGACUCUGUGGAGGGACUCUUCAACGACUCGCUGCCCGAAGGAGGUUAUGAAGAAGUGGUCAGAAUUCCUAAAGGCUCAGUGUUCAUCCACAUACAAGAGCUCAACAUCUCCCUCAACUACCUUGUGCUAAAGAGUAAAGGGGACCAGUACUUCAUCAAUGGGAAGCUGACCAUUGACACGCCGCGUAGUUUUGAUGUCGGCGGGACCAUCUUCCACUACAGGCGGCCCACUGACGGACCAGAAACUCUUGAAGCUCUGGGGCCAACAAACAUGACCCUGAUUGUCAUGGUGCUGGUGCGUGAGGAGAACCCGGGGGUCCACUAUCGCUUCAACCCCCCGAUGAACAGGGAACCUCUGACGGGCUUUGCCUGGCACUACACCUCCUGGUCCCGCUGCUCAGCCCUCUGCGCUGGAGGUGUGCAGACACAGCAGGUGGUGUGUAGGAAGCAGGCACAUCAUUCAGUCGUCUACAAUCACUUCUGUGACAAGAAGAUCAAACCUAAAGAGAGGAAAAGAUCCUGCAACACUGAGCCAUGCUCCCCAUCCUGGUGGACAGGAGAUUGGACGGAGUGCAGUCGCAGCUGUAACAGCGGCCUGCGUACCCGGGAGGUGUUCUGUAAAAGGCGGCUCUCUGUGACGGAGGAGAAGGUCCUGGACGACUCCGCCUGUGCGACGCCGCGGCCUCCUCUCACUGAGCCCUGCAGCAACCACAGCUGCCCCCCAGAGUGGCUGGCCCUGGACUGGUCAGAGUGUACGCCCAGCUGUGGUCCUGGCUACAGGCACCGUGUGGUAUUGUGUAAGAGCGGGGAGAGCGGAGACAACCUGCCAGAGUCCAAGUGCCCCAAACAUGGCCGACCGACCUCCAGGGUGCGCUGUAACCUGCAGCGCUGCCCCCCCCCUCACUGGGUGACCGGUCCCUGGGGAGAGUGUUCUGCCAGGUGUGGUCUGGGUCAGGAGAAACGCAUGGUGCAGUGUCUGACUCCCACCGGCCAGCCGUCCAAUGAGUGUCUGGAACAUCAGCGGCCCGCAGCCAUGCAGCAGUGCAAGAGCAAAUGUGACCUCAAUCUGGCCAUCAGCACAGACAACCCUGAAGAGUGUAAAGAUGUGAACACUGUGGCCUACUGCCCCCUGGUGCUCAGGUUCAAGUUCUGCAGCCGGCCAUAUUUCAGACAAAUGUGCUGCAAGACGUGCCAGGGACACUGACCUGGACACAGCCUCCAUUCUCUGGGCCCUGUACUCUCACAGUAGCCUGACCCCCUCCCACUGAGCCUUUUACAGCAGCCCUCACAACUGGGACGCUGUCGAGCGAACAUCUAGUCCCGUUACUGUUAAAGAGGGACCUUUUCUUUCAGCCAGAAUCCAGCACAAACCUCUCCGAGCCGAGCUGGGCCGAAACAGCCCUGGCUGAGUUUUACAUUCCACUGGAGGGAGGGGGGGGGGGGGGGGCUGCUGAACCCCGCAGACAGAGAGACACAGAGAGAGAGAGAGAGAAAGAGAGUGAGAGAGUGAGUAACUUCCCUCCAUCGUCUGUCUUUCUAUGAUCCCUCUGUUGUAAUAUUUUGGUGCUACUAUAUUUUUCUUUGGCCGCAGGCCUGGUCACCGUACUCUCUUAAAACCUGUAUCUUAACAGGUGAUUUUUGUUUUGUUACGAGUUUAAAAGAAAUCCACUUUGUAAAGAACAUGAUUUUUCCUGAUAUCUUCCCUCAUGAAAAAGAAUAUCUCGUGCUAUAAAAUGAAAGAUCUGUUUCUAUGUUAUCAUUACAUAACAGUUGUUACCUGACCACAUUGUUUAAAUGCCAUUGUUUAACGCCAGAUCAACGUAUUCAUAAAGUCCUGGCUGUUAUGUAGCUGAAGUAUGAGCAGAGUUUGAUUUGCAAAGUGUCAACAGUCAGAGGAUUUGUGUGUUUUGUUUGUUUUAAUUUGUAUUUGUGAAAGCUAUAGAUGUGUCAUUGCAGUGAACCAGCCGUAGUCUUGCCAUUUUGAAAAGUUUGCUAAAAAUGUUAUCACCUAUACAGUAAAACAGAGCUGCACGGGGCAAACAGUGACUCUACCUUCACUAUUUGAUGAUGUGAGACAGGACAUUUUCAGAUUAUAGGAUGUUAUUUUGUGGCUGCCGACUGUGGGGCUUGUGCAGUAACUUUUAUUGUUAGUGCAAUGUUCAGAUCACAGUGAGACACCGUAGAAUGAGCUCUGCCAGCAAGAACAGGCCCAGAGGGAGGAGUGAAGACAUCUGACCGCACUUACUUUCAAACUGCAUUUUAUAGUAUUAGUGCUAAUUUGAGGAUGGAUUAAUUCACCCGUAAAAUAUCAGAUGUCUUUGUGGCACAGAUAUGAUGAAUUAAGGACUGUUUGAAACCAUCAUUUAUGUCCCUAUGAAAAGAUUUCUGCCACAUUAAAAAAAAAACUACAGCCAUCUUAAAUUAGGGUGAUAAUAGGUGAUUUCGUUUGACCACAUGGGGACAGCAUAAGCAACAUUGACAUAGCAAUUGUUAUGUUAAUAGGUGAACAUGUUAGCCACCAGUUGCUUAUUUCUGCCCACCAGACAAGUUUAAGACCAAUAUUGACUCUUUUUUUAGUUCUGUUUUAGGUCUCCAAAUCCGGAGGGAAAUAUCUGACCCUUUAGCUGCUCAAUGAUCCACUAUGUUCACAAGCUACUCACUUACUGCGUUUCUGCUGUUUAAUGCUAAGAUAAGACGUUCUCACUGGGGUUUUCUGAGCUUUUUCAUUAAAAAUAGUUACCUGCAGUAGAAACAAAUAUACAAUGAAUGAACCAAGUCAAGCAAGACAGCUAACUGUGAAAACUCAAUCCAAAGCUUUUUAAAGAAACCAUUAUCAUCCUCAUUUCAUAUAUUGAAAGAAAUCAGUUAUAACUGAUUUAUCGAAUUACACUAACUGUAUGAGCUGGAUGCUAAAAUAUUAAAAGGAAACCUGUCAGCUUGUCCUUCUAAAGAUAGUAUUGUGACCAUUGCACCCUAAAGGUCACUGUUUUACUGCUGUUCUAAAGGAAACUAAUCACCUGACCCACAUUUUUGCUGCCCUAAUCUUAAUGACGUAUUUUUUUUUUUUUAAUGCAGUUUCAGCUGUUUCUUUAUCCUUAAAACUGUCAGAAAUGCUGUGUCAUCACUGUGACGUCCACUGUGCUCUGAAAGCAGCUCUGUUUAACACAUGUCUCAUCAUUUCAUUAUAGAAUCUACAGUUUGUCUUUGAGGAUUUGCUGCGAUGCUGUUCCUUUCCUUUUUUCUUGUGGUGCUUUGGUUUGGAUUGGUGCUAUAAGUUCACUGUUGUUGUCGUUUCUAUCAUUUUAACAAUUGUGCUUUUAAAUGUUUUUGUAAUAAUACCAAUAUUCAGAGUUGUAAUAGGUGGGUACCACAUUUGGCUUUUUUGUUCAUUGGUGUCGGAAUAUAAAAGUUUAAUUUACACUCCCUGACUUUGUUAAAGUGGCCAGUAAUGCCUCAAAAUCUCCAAAUGUAGCUCACCUUGCAGAUCAUAAACUUAUUUCAAAUACUGUAACAAUUUCUAAAGGGCCACUGUACAAGAUAUUGGCAUUCCCAAGCUCUUAACAAUUUGAGCCUUAUAAUAAAACCUAUUUUGGCAGCAUUUAAAAAAACAUUUGGUUUCUCAGAUUGUCCCCCCCCAUAAAUAUUUGGUUCAGGAAUGAACAUAACCCGUUUGUAGCGAUUUCUGUUGCUACCUGUGCCUAAUAUGAAGGUUCACACUGAGAAACGAGCCUGUUUUAUCCGAGUUAAUAAGAGGGACAAUACCGGUAUUUGUUGUUUUGUUUUGUCACAUGCUAAUUAUACCAUGACAUGUACUGUAUGUUGUUGAAUACUAUAGGUUAUGAAUCCAUUUGUCCUCCAUGUACAUCCUUUUAAAAGUAAAUAUUAAAUUGAUUAAACAUGGUGCAUUGUUCAUUCAAAAAAAAAGAAGAAA
This is a messenger RNA of Gymnodraco acuticeps, 6490 nucleotides long. RefSeq names its product ADAM metallopeptidase with thrombospondin type 1 motif, 10 (gene adamts10). Lineage: Eukaryota; Metazoa; Chordata; Actinopteri; Perciformes; Bathydraconidae. Gene Ontology annotation, cellular component: extracellular matrix. Gene Ontology annotation, biological process: extracellular matrix organization; proteolysis. Gene Ontology annotation, molecular function: metalloendopeptidase activity. The record is from RefSeq and is a predicted model, not a curated record.